UUCAAGUAAAGUAUGUAUGUAUGUACAUACAUAUGUACAUACUGAUAUUGUGCCCAACACACUUGUUACAGUAGAAUUUAAGAUGGCAUGUCUUGACCUCCACACUGCUCGGCAGGGUGAAAAGGUGUUACUCAUUUGCAAAAAUUAUUUAAUGAAUUUGCUGUAUUAUGUAUGUAUACAUACUCUAAGAAAUGUGGUUAUAAAUCUUAAAGGAUUAUUACCGAAUGUAGAAUAUAUGUAUGUAUGUAUGUGACUCUACCGGUGCAGUAAUAAUGCGCAUUACUGCUUAGUUACAUAUAUGACGGUAAUGAAAACGUUACCAGUUUGCAAGGUAUCAUUACGAACUGGGUCCGGUAGAGAGUCAUCACCAAACCAUUACUAUGACGGGGUAACUAUGUGACUCUACCAGAUUUUUUAUAGGGUAUUUAUGUAUACAUACAUCCACGAACUUCAAUUCGUACCUUAAAAUUUCGUACAAAUUUUACCUUAGUUUCACGCUCGUCGGGAAACCGUAACUCAAAAUGUAUUUAUCUACAUAUUAUUUUUUGGUUAAGAAGUUUGUGGGUAAAAUUUAAUCAAUAAAUUGAGCCCCACCCUUACACAUACAUACCUUCUUUCACAGUUAAAGUAUCAUUAUGAUUAUCUUUUGAAGGAGCUUCUUUAACCGAACCGGGUAACGUGGGACUAGAGUAAAACAAGGUACUUAAUUCUGUCUUUGUACUACAUAAAUAGUCCUCCACUUAGGUUAGCCUUUUCACAAACUUAACAAAGUCAACCUCAGCUUUAACAAAACGUUGCUUAAAUAGAAACAUACGUAGUUCCCAUGCGGGGUAAUGAUUGCAUCAAAAUUAAAUAACACUUUUCUUAGAGUGUACAAAGCUAUGCGAUGUGUAUAUAUCAGGACAUACAUAUGUACGUACGAAAUACAUAAUUUUGUUAGUUAUGAAUAUCUUAGUGUUUCAUCCAGGGUACAUAUUUACCACACAUUCUGCGUCACUUUUGUGUAGUUCAAUGUCAAAAUAUUAUACCCUCAGUAGUACAUAGACAUGUUUAUGUAUCUAUGUAUGUGCCCAUGUACCCAUACAUGUAUUUGUACAGAUAUGUAUGCACCAUACCUUUGUGUCCGCAGCGUCGUCGUUCGAUGCGAUCCAAAGUUCGUCUCAAAGGAGAACCUUAUCUCAAAUCUGGCCUGAUCGGAGGACAAAGUACGGCAACAUUUGCGUCGCAUUAGCAAAUAAAAGCCAUAUGGUUUUAUAAAUAAUUUGGAUUAUCCAUGUCUAAAUAAAUACGUUUUUAUUUGGGCGGAGUUCUACUUGGUCUGCUAGUAUUUUUCCUUAAACGUGCAUACGUGUGUAGAAUGUUGUAUGUACAUAUGUACAUAUUUACCUACAUACAUAAUAUAUACAUAAAUACAUAUCGUCGUUGAGCCUCCAUUAUGUACCAAUUAGAAAAGCUGCGAGAACCAUUAUGUAUUUACCACGACUGUUUUGGGGUGCACCGAGAUUUUAAUUUAGAAAAAUUGGCCAUUUAAUUAUCCACAAAUAUUUAGAUUGGUCAAAACUAAAAUUGGAUGGUUUUGCAUGUUUAAAUUCAAAGAGGAAAUUUUAUAUUUAUCAGAUGGGUACAACAUUGACGAGCAAAUAACUUCCAGACACCGAUGAGCAUGUAAAGUGUCAUCAUCGGCUGAUGAUUAGAUUUUCCUUUGGAGAAUUUUGCAUCAUAUUUUUAUCUGACUUUUUUCCAUACGUCCAGACUGACUUCCUGUAAUCCUUUGAAUUUCCGAAACGUGUUUGGCUUGUCUUGAGGCUUUAAAAAUUUCUUUCCUACUUAGGUUUUUGUUUCCAGGAAACUUGGGCUUUUUCCCUUCCGUGAUUCCCAACUUUGGCCCAAGUACCAUCGUCUUUAUUUACAUCAAUGCAAUUUUACUAUAUCUUUACAAAUAGAAGUUCCAGUAUUUUUAUUUACGUGGAAAUGUAUAAAAAUUUUUGUUGCAAAACAAAAACUCCCCUGAAUCAGUUCAGAUUGCUGAUUAUACUUUACAAUAAAACAAAUAUUAUUUGAAGUUGUGAUGUUUGGAAAAGGGUGACACUUAACAAAAGGGUGACAGGAAUUUGUAUUUCAGGAAUAUUUCAGCUGGAAGAAGCCAAUCGGGUAACCCACACAACUUUUUCCAAAUUAGUUUGGAUGGGACAUGCGUCAUUAUAUUUUGCAUGUAACCAUCGCAUUGUUAUAUGUAGUUACCAUGCUCAGUAGUUACCAUGGCUACCAUGGUAACUACUGGGCCCUGGCCAAUUGACCAAAAUUCGAAAGAGGGGACUCUGGGUCUGGGUCUCCGACCCUGACUCGGGCUAAACGAUACAACACACUAGAGGAAGUCCAGGCCAAGUGUACUACAAUACGAGUUUCCAUACUUAGCGAGCGAGAGAGAGAGCAACUGAUUUUUUGAGUAUCCACCACCGCCGCAACCAGUUGUUACGAUAGUGCCGUAUGAGAUUUACCUCAUACGGUACGGAAAUUUUAGAGUGGAUAUCAUCAUCAUAAAUUCUGAUAAGCUAAAUUUUUGAAUUUGGAGCGAAAUUGUAAUUAAAUUUCUGCAUCCCAUUAGUGACUGUCUGUUACGGCCCUUGCCCAAAUAAGUCACUGCUUCAGAAACUUUGACCUCAAAAAAGUCGGUGUUACGGAACUUUUCCUUCGGACAACAAAAACUGAAAACGUAGCUCUUUCCAUGUAGAAAAAUCUGGCAUUAGGUUGUCAGAAGUAAAAGUUCUGUAACAACGAGUUUUUUUGCGAUUUGUGUAUAGGCUAGAAACCCGCGAAUUUUUGAAUUUUGAAACUUUUAAUGCACCAAAAUAUUCGUAUUCAGGGAGGGAUUCAAAAGUGAAAUGCAAGUAUAUAUCUAACCCUUGUUUUACCGAGUGUGCAUUGAUUUUCUCAUUUUUCCCAAUUUCCUUUUCAAAAUUUUGAAAGGGGUGUAGUUGAACAUUGUUCAAAAUUAGUUAUGCCACACUUGUCCUUAUACCCGGAAUUGCACAUUGAAUUUUUUAAAUUAAAUUCGGUGACAUCGAUGCGAAAUGGAACGACACUUUUCAGUUGAUUCACCUCACUAGUUUUUAUAUUAUGCAGCACUCUCUGCGAUGCACUUCUUUACUUUGCAACAAUAAAUAUUGAAAAAUAAAUUACAGAAAUUUUUAUUUAAAGUUAAGUUCAGUGUAAAAGGGGACAAGUUUGAAUUGAAUUUUACCCGCCCCCAAGCGUUAAGUAAUCAUAUGGGCAUGUGAUUUUGACGGUUGGAAAUUCAACUUUCACAUUUGUAUAACUUUAACAAUGAGUGCAUGGGUAUGUGUACAUACAUAUUUAGAGAGAAAAAUAAAAAUUUUCUAUAACCUUGCCAUGCUUUCGUUCGUAUGGGACGAAUUUGGUUUAAGGCGAAUGUUACCUUUUUCCCAGUAACAAUGAAGAAGGAAUCUAUUUGUAUCAAAAAGGUUGCCCUAAAUACCGGUCGUAUUUUGUAUGUAGGACAGUACAUACUUGCUUUUCCCUGUAUGCACAUGUUACUCUUUACUUACACACGAAGACGACGACGGAAUAAAAUUUGUAAAGACCUACAUAAUCCCACAAAUAUUAAAUCAGUAAGGGUAGUUCAUUCCCACUUUGCUGUCGCUUUAUAUAUUUGUAAAAAUGGAUUCGGAACGAGACCGGGAAAACUUUAAACAGCCCAUGUUGCCAUUUUGUUGCCUGAGGUAAAUAAUAUGUACCUCUGUUUGUGCGCCCUCUUCUUGAUAUAUACUUCAAUACGAACUACAUAUAAAUUUAUAGCUAAAUUACAAACAUAUUUAUAUAUUUGACGUAUCUGAAAAAGUGAAUGAAAAUAUACACCUGCUAAAAAUGCAAAAACUAUGCAUUAUACCCAGAUUUUAGAACGCAUUGCAACCUUCCUUCCAAAAGCGGACCUUCUCGAGUGCACGUUCGUCAACACCACGUGGGAGCAGGAAGCCCGGAAAUGUCUCCCUGGUAUCUAUCGGAUCAUGCUGAUCCGGCCGAACGUCCGCUAUCAAAAACUCAUUGGUUACGACAAUUUUUCCACUUUAAGCACAGGUUUUGGAGAUUUCAUUGCUAAAAAUGGACCCUACGUGAGAACCCUGGAUGUGAUUUUGUACCUCCAAAAUCCCGCGUGGAACAAAUAUUUGUCAAAAUUAUUUCCCAACCUGCAUUCUCUCAAACUAAAUGUAUCGUUUACUAAAAAUAUUUCGUUUCGUGAAAUAUUGCUUCCCGAAAAAUAUUGCUUCUCGAGAGUAAGGAAACUCGAAAUCCGGUCGAUCCACGGGCAGACGGAAUCGCCAGAAUUUGAAGACACAUUUGUCUCAAUUUUCCCAAAAUUAGUGGCACUAUUUCCCAAUGUCGUCUUUCUUUCGAGCCGGCGCUGUGAUCAAUUCGUGGUUGAAAACUUUCUCAAGUUAUCCCCGCCAAGGAUAAAAGCUUUAAAAUUCGUCAACCUAGAAUUAACGCGCGUAAUGCGGGAAAAUGUUUCAAACCUCACCCGUCUAGAAUUAGGUCACUAUUUGUGUAACUGGCAGACUUACUCGGAAUUCUUGAAACUUACAUCGGCAACUGUACGACACGUUAAAUUAUUCAACGUAGCCAGUUGUGAUCCUGCCUACGUCCCAACUUUUUCAUCUCGUCAAGCCAUUGUUUUUCCAAUUAUGUCAAAAUUAAGAGUUUUCGAACUUUCGUUAAGUCAUUGCACCAUUGGGAGGAAAUUUAAACCUUUCCUGGUGACACCGGAUAUAUAUUUAAUCUUUGAAAAUGGUGAUACAAAUGGGAGGUUGGAUUAUCCCGUUCAGUUCCCAAUCCUGGAAAAGAUUAAGAUUUCCAGAGAAGAAAUGUUCUAUCAUUUUAGUAAAGAAGUGACCGAGAAGAGAUUAACGGGGUGGGAAUAUUUUGAGACGAGCGUGUCAUUUUUGUACAGGUAUUUCCUCCAUGACAGCAGUUCGAAAGGCAUCAGGGUGAAAUAUUUGGAUAUCCCGUUUCCUCCGGGGGACAGUUUUCGAUUGACACCUGCUGCGAAAUGUAACUGCGAGAAGGCACGUGUUUUGUGUGAAUGUGUUGAGGUGAAGAGUUACUCCGAAUUUUGGGACCGAGUGGUGGAAGUUUUCCCAAAUUUGGAGAUAUACAAGGUCACUGAGGGAGCGAGGGAGAGGGCCAAGGUGCGGAGAGUGACCACCGCGAAGGUGGAGAAGAUGAAGGACAAUGAUGAAUGAUGGAGAUGGAAGAUGAUGAUAGGAUUAUGGAAGUAAAAUCGUGCCGUUGUUAAUGUUUGUGGUUUACUGGAUGUGUUGGGUUUGCUCAGCUUUCUUCUCUUGUUUUUCGAAAGACACAAACUAAAUGUAAACGAGCAGCGCUCCUUUACUAAAUUAGUGCAUAUUCUUUAACCUAUGUAAAAUUGUUACAGCAGGGGGUUGUGUAAAUAUAAAUAAAUACAUAGAAUUUUUGUUAACUUAAUGCAAUGUCAGUAUCGAAUAUGUAGGUUAAUUAGGCAUGUAUUCAUUAUAAAUAAUACCUAAUUUGUAGAGUAGUAACAAAGUGAAAGUGAGUUUACCUUCUCCUCCAUGCGGUACGGCCUUUAUUUUAUGUAGUUGAUUUGGUGAACUAAUAUUCUUUGUUUUGAUGAUUUUUUUAUGAUUACGAUUUAAUGUAUUGUCACGCAUGGCCUGAUUAACAGGAUUAAACAAUGUAAAUAAAAAAAAUCAAUUUACCGGUUUAAA
Molecule: messenger RNA, 5762 nt
Organism: Folsomia candida
Lineage: Eukaryota; Metazoa; Arthropoda; Collembola; Entomobryomorpha; Isotomidae
Exons: 2
Coding region: 3897-5258 (453 amino acids)
Source: RefSeq, a predicted model, not a curated record